AUGACAAAACAUCUUAAUCUAAGCCAACUGUCCGAAGACUACAUAGCAGUUCAACAGCCGUUUAGAGGACGGUCGGCAUCACAGGUACUACAAAAGGAUACCGUUUUGAAUACAAUAGUCGUAUGGACUAAACGCCAGACAAUGAGGUGUCGGUUGAGGUGUUGCUACUCGUGUAUGGAUCUAAGUCAUGGUUUUAGACAAUCAUUGGUCGGCAGUGGCAGCGGUAACGGUAACAAAGUGGCCGAUUCGGCAACCAUUGAUAAGGUCGGGACAUUUGCCAGUGAACGGCUCAGAGCCCGUCAAAACAGAUGGCAAAUGUGGCGCCGAUUUUUCAGUCGGCCGAUGGCCAACAAACACGAGGAUGUUAUGACCAAAAAAGAGAGUGCAACAAAUGCCAAGUCGGCCGCAGCCGUGUCGGGAGUCAAGAGACGUAAUGCCGGCAUAUUUAUGGCCGACUAUGACGAGGAACUGACCACCACUGCUGCUACCGAUGAUGAUCGGGAUCAUCGGACGACCACUACUACUACUGCUACCGAUAGGACCGGUAGGCGUAAUGAGGGUUCGCUAGAGUUGUACGACUUGGAGACGGAUGGCAACAACGGCGAUGAUGUCGACAGCGGACACUACGAUGAUAUGAACCGUACGAUGACUACUACUACUACUACUACUACAACAACAACAAACAAAUAUGACAAAUACAUGGAUAAGCCGUGA
Oppia nitens is the source of this 714-nucleotide messenger RNA. RefSeq lists its product as uncharacterized. Bases 1 to 714 code for a protein of 237 amino acids. Lineage: Eukaryota; Metazoa; Arthropoda; Arachnida; Sarcoptiformes; Oppiidae. The record is from RefSeq and is a predicted model, not a curated record. The transcript is spliced from 3 exons.